AUGAGUGUUUCGUCGUCGGCGAAAGCCAAGAAGCUCCUGCUAACUCUUCAGCUGGAAACGCUAGAUCACUGCGAUCUGGAGGCCGACCAGCUGCUAGGGAAAACGCUACCUGACGAUGAGACACUUCGGGAUGUCGAACAUGCAGCCUUUGCCAACCACACCGAAAUCCCCUUGGAUCUCAAGUCAUUCUGGGAACUAGAGCACAUUGGGAUAACCGACCCCUUAGAUGUGGAUGAUAAUGAUGUUGCUAUGGCCCAUUUCAAUGCCCAUAUCCAGUUUAACGGAGAUCGGUAUACCGUAAAUUGGCCCUGGAAAGAUGAAUCUGUUCAACCCCCAGACACUUACCCAUUGGCACUAGGUCGUCUGAAGUCACUAAUGAAACGUCUCCACAAGGAUCCAGAAAUGACACGGAAAUACAAUGAAGUUAUCAAUGAUCAAUUGAAGAAAGGCAUCAUUGAGGAGGUGGAAGACGUGGAUUGUCACAACAACAAGAUUCACUAUUUACCCCAUCACGCGGUGGUAAAGGAAAGCAGCGAAACAACUAAAUUGCGGGUUGUUUUCGACGCCUCAGCAAAGACCAAGGCUGAACACAAUUCACUUAAUGAUUGCCUGCACAAGGGGCCAUGUCUCACGCCUGAUCUUUGUGGAAUGCUAUUGCGCUUUCGACUCAAGCCCAUAGCUCUAAUGGCAGAUGUUGAGAAAGCCUUCCUACAGCUGAACCUGGCCAAGGCAGACCGAGAUGUAACGCGAUUCCUCUGGCUGCGAGACGUUACUGCACCAAUCGAUACUGGCAAUGUCGUAGUUUAUCGUUUCUGCCGCGUUCCAUUUGGCGUUAUCUCCAGUCCGUUUCUGCUCUCUGCAACCCUUGACCACCACUUGGCAAAGGAGAACUCUGACGUCAACGAGCAACUUCGAGCCAACAUGUACGUAGACAACAUGCUUGCUGGUACGUCCGAUUCCGAAGAAGCAUCAGAAUUCUACAAGGAAGCCAAAUCUACUUUCAACUCCGCAUCCAUGAAUCUUCGAUCUUGGACAUCCAACUGCCGUGAAUUCUUAAAUUCAAUCCCGGAGAUCGAUCAGUCAGACCUUGAAGUACAGAAGUGUCUCGGUCUGCAAUGGAAUGUUGUAUCCGACACGUUCAACGUCAGCCCGAUCUCUCUAACCGAGGAAGAUAUCAACACCAAGAGAUCUAUUCUCAAGGUUCUCGCAAGCUUCUAUGAUCCGCUUGGUUUUCACGCACCCAUUAUUGUCCGAGCCAAGUGUCUCAUUCAAGCCAUCUGGAAAGAAGGUUUCGACUGGGACGAUCCACUUCCGGAGUCCUAUCUUACACUUUGGAAAGAGAUCGCAGAAGACCUGAAUGCCGCAUGCACAAUCAAAGUGCCACGUCACAUUGAUUUGAUUGAUGACUCGGGGUCCACAGAACUUCAUGUCUUCUGUGACGCUUCGCAGAAAGCAUAUGCCGCGUGUGCGUACGUACGCCAUACAAGUGCAAGCCAAACGGUAUCGCAUCUGAUCAUGUGUAAGACGAGAGUUGCUCCUAUCAAAGGCCAAACAAUACCAAGACUGGAGCUGUUGGCUGCUAGCAUCGGGACUCGCCUAAUUCGUUUCAUCAGGGAACAACUCCCGAUCAAGUUUGCUCAUACUUGUCUAUGGACCGACUCAACAUGUGUCCUAGGUUGGGUACAAUCUCCUGCCAAGAAGCAGCCUGUGUUCGUUGGAAAUCGCCUGGCAGAGAUCCGUUCAGAAUCAGAUGUUGUCUUCCGGCACAUUCGGUCUGAGGAGAACCCAGCAGACCUGCCAUCACGCGGCAGCUCGGCAUCAACAUUUGGCCACGAGCUCUGGUGGCAUGGUCCCGCUAGGCUUCUGAAGCCGAACAACAUCUCCGCAGAGCCUUCUGUUCUGGUUCACGGGGAGGGUCCCGCGGAUGAAAGCCACCCACCGUCAACACCAGCUGGUAUUGACCCCACGCAAUAUUCAUCGUUUGCAAAACUCUUGCGAGUAACAGCAUAUGUCCAGCGUUUUAUCAGAUGUGCUCGUACUAAAUCUCCAAUACCUGCUCCACUCACCGUAGCGGAGAUCGAGCGAGCCAAAGUCGAAUGGCUGAGGUGCACGCAGCACAACACCUUCAAAGAUGUCUUCCAGUCAUUGACAAAGGGGAAGACAAAUGACCUGGUCAAUAAACACGGGCUCGUCCAAGACGAGAAUGGCAUUCUUCGAUGUAAUGGUCGCAUGCAGAAUGUACCACUGUCAGCUAGGUCACAGCCAAUUCUUCUGUCUGGAAAAAGUCCAAUCAGCCAACUAAUCAUUGGUGAUACCCAUCGGAGGUUGAUCCACACCGGAACCAACACAACACUGGUUGCAACUCGCAAACAGUAUUGGAUUACUCGCGGAAGGGAAACCGCCAAACGCGUACUUGCACGGUGCAAGAUGUGCAAACGCUUUGACGGUGGACCUUUCGCUAUGCCUGCCAUGCCGCAAUACCCGAAGGAAAAGGUGACUGGAGGGUGUGCACCAUUCACCACCACGGGAGUGGAUUACUUUGGGCCUGUCACAGUGAGGAGCGGUAAUGAAUCGGUGAAGGCAUGGGUGGUGCUAUUCACGUGCCUAACCACACGUGCCGUUCAUUUAGAAGCAGUCAGGGAUAUGACUACUAAGACCUUCUUAAUGGCAUACCGUCGCUUCAUUGCUCGCCGUGGUACUCCCAGUAAGAUAAUUAGCGACAAUGGCAAGCAAUUCAAGUUGGCAAGCACCAUUUUGGAGAAUGUGUGGAACACGAUUGAUAAAUGUCCUGACGUGAUGAAUUACCUGACUGCCAAUGGCACUAUUUGGUCCUUCAUCACAGAACUAACUCCGUGGAUGGGCGGGUUCUACGAACGAAUGGUCCAAACGGUCAAGCGAUCUUUACGUAAGUCCAUCGGUCGAUCUCUCCUCACACAUUAUGAAUUUGAGACGCUCUUGAUUGAGGUUGAGGCGGUUGUGAAUGCCAGACCCCUGACUUACGUCAGCGAUGAUCCCACCCAACUUGUGAUCACUCCAGCCCAUUUCCUCUGUCUGAAUCCUAACAUCGGCUUCCCACCGGUGGACAGCGAUACCAUUGAUCCAGAUUUCAAUCCUAAUAGUUAA
Sycon ciliatum is the source of this 3123-nucleotide messenger RNA. RefSeq lists its product as uncharacterized. The record is from RefSeq and is a predicted model, not a curated record. The transcript has 3 exons. Gene Ontology annotation, biological process: DNA integration. NCBI's taxonomy places the organism in Eukaryota, Metazoa, Porifera, Calcarea, Leucosolenida, Sycettidae. Bases 1 to 3123 code for a protein of 1040 amino acids. Gene Ontology annotation, molecular function: nucleic acid binding.